AUGGAAAACAAUUUCUUUAAAUUAUUUCCACUUUUAAUAAUAGUUGAGACAUUUAAUUGGAACAUACAGACACAGAGCGUGAUCCUCUCAUCAUUUUUCUGGGGCUACAUCGUCUUGCAGCUCCCGGCCGGUGAGCUUGCUGCGAGGUUUGGUGGCAGUAUUCUCAUCACUAUAGUAGUCGGUGCCAAUGCUGUAAUUUCAUUGUUGGUGCCUCUAUCAGCUUAUUAUGGAGGCUGGGAAGCUCUCUGUGCAUGUCGUGUUCUACAGGGUUUGACACAAGGAUUUCUGUUCCCAACAAUACACAACCUUAUAGGCAAAUGGGUACCUUUGGAAGAAAAAAGCCGACUCGGGACUAUAAUUUAUGCUG
Arctia plantaginis is the source of this 367-nucleotide messenger RNA. The record is from the annotation of a GenBank genome assembly. Lineage: Eukaryota; Metazoa; Arthropoda; Insecta; Lepidoptera; Erebidae.